This is a messenger RNA of Trypanosoma grayi, 1350 nucleotides long. Its product is annotated as putative dihydrolipoamide branched chain transacylase. The record is from RefSeq and is a predicted model, not a curated record. The transcript has a single exon. NCBI's taxonomy places the organism in Eukaryota, Euglenozoa, Kinetoplastea, Trypanosomatida, Trypanosomatidae. The coding region runs from base 1 to 1350 and encodes 449 amino acids. Gene Ontology annotation, molecular function: lipoic acid binding; acetyltransferase activity. Gene Ontology annotation, cellular component: mitochondrion; cytoplasm.
AUGCGGCGCGUUGCGCCCUGGUCGCGCCACCUCCGUGCGUGCCGAUUCAUCCGCCCCAGCCGGCCCUUCUGGGGGACUGUCGUCCCGUACAAGCUGACGGACGUCGGGGAGGGCAUCCGUCGCGUGGAGGUGUUAGCUGUGUGCGUCAGGCCAGGCGACAAGGUCGAGGAGUUCGACAAGAUAUGCGAGAUCCAAAGCGACAAGGCGACGGUCGACAUCACCUCCAGGUACGCGGGCGUCGUAGCGGCCGUACACGUAACAGUUGGUGGGACGGCGGAGGUCGGUCGGCCUAUUGUCGACAUCGAGCUCAGCGAUGGCGCCGGCGGCGAUACCCACAACAACAAAAGACCAAACAGUACGAAUAAAAACACCAGGGAAAAUAUCAAUGCGAACGAGAAUAAACCAUCACAAAAGGAUGCCAUGCAUGGUCCUGCUGCUGCUGCUGCCGCCGCCGCCAGUACCCCCGCGAAGGUGUUGGCCACACCCGCGACUAGGGGAUUCGCCCGAGAACGGUGUGUCAACCUUGCGCAGGUGCAUGGCACCGGUGAAAACGGGCGCAUUCUGAAGGAAGAUGUGGAGGCGCACGCGAGUGGGUACACCAGCAAUGUGGGCGAUGUGGUUGUGCCACUGAACACAGGCAUCCGUCGCGUCAUGGUGGCUUCCAUGAAAGAGGCUGGGGCCAUCCCGAGCUUUACUGCGUGUGACGAGAUGGAAGUGACGGCCCUGUUAAAGUUGCGUGAGCUAUUAAAGGACGCCAUACCUGCACACAGCAGCAGCAGUAACAACGGUGGAAAUGGGAAGCUUUCGCUCACGCCCUUGUUUCUGAAGGUGGCGUCCUUGGCGCUGCGGCAACACGCGGAGGUCAACGCGCACGUCACCUCUGGCUGCGAGAGUCUUAUCGUGAAGAAGGCGCACAACAUCGGUGUUGCGAUGGACACGCCAAAGGGGCUGAUUGUCCCUGUCAUACGAAACGUCGAGCGUAAGAGCAUCGUCGACAUCGCUCUGGAGCUGAACGAUUUGGUCGCACUUGGGCGCAGAAACCAGAUUCAGCCUGAUUGCCUGCGCGACGGCACCUUCACGCUCAGCAACAUUGGCUCAGUUGGGGCGACGUACGCCAUGCCUAUGAUUUUACCACCCCAGGUGGCGAUUGGUGCCAUUGGGCGAGUGCAAGUGUUGCCGCGCUUUGACACCAAUGGAAAUGUUGUCAGGGCGAAUAUAGUCCAGGUGUCGUGGACGGCGGAUCACCGGGUCAUCAACGGCGCAGCUCUGGUACGGUUUAGCAACACGUUCAAGCACUAUCUCGAGAACCCGGGGCUGGUGCUUGGUGAUAUGAUGCAGAAGCUGCCAUAA